Molecule: messenger RNA, 2218 nt
Organism: Chelonia mydas (Green sea turtle)
Lineage: Eukaryota; Metazoa; Chordata; Testudines; Cheloniidae
Product: olfactory receptor 14A16
Exons: 2
Coding region: 492-1454 (320 amino acids)
Biological process (GO): G protein-coupled receptor signaling pathway
Cellular component (GO): membrane
Molecular function (GO): G protein-coupled receptor activity; olfactory receptor activity
Source: RefSeq, a predicted model, not a curated record
CCUGCCUUAUUUUUAGCCAAGGGUCCUUCCAGGGAUGCUGCCAUUGUAUGAGAUCCAGGGAGGGUGCUCUUCCCUGAGGCUAGGUUGAGCUAGUGCAGGUUGUCAGGGUGGUUUGCUUCAGAGUUGAGAUUAGACCUGGGUUCACAACCCUGGAGACUGGAUUCAGCUAUUUUGCCCCUGCACAAACCAGGAUCAGCUCUAGAGCUGGGAGGGGCUUUCAGUCUCUGAUCCCAUUUAGUCUAUCACCUCUCGGACUAUCCUGCCCAAGGAGGGGAGCAGGGCGCACACAUCUGUGGAGUGGAUCCCUGUUUUCUAGGAACUGCAGAGAGACCCAGCAACUCAGGAAACAGUUUCUGGAUAAUACAGUGAUGGGGGCAUGAUAGACAGAUAUGAUUAUUUGGACAUUAUCACUCUAACAGAGGAGGAUCAAAUGCAUCACAAGUUGGGAAAAAUUCUACAAAGACCAGCAAACCAUCACACUGAGGAAGAAAAUGUCCAACCGAACCACCGUGACCGAGUUCCUUCUCCUGGGAUUCUCUGAUGUUCAGGAGCUGCAGAUUUUACAUUUCAUGGUGUUUCUAGUGAUUUACCUGGCAGCCCUGAUAGGGAAUCUUCUCAUCAUCACCGUUGUUGUCCUCGACCACCAUCUUCACACCCCCAUGUACUUCUUCCUGAUGAAUUUGUCCAUUCUAGACAUUGGCUCCAUCUCUGUCACUGUCCCCAAAUCCAUGGCGAAUUCCCUCAUGAACAUCAGGUCAAUUUCUUAUUCUGGAUGUGUUGCCCAAGUUUUUCUCUUUGUCUUUUUUGUUUCAGCAGAUCUUGCUUUUUUGACUGUCAUGGCGUACGAUCGAUACGUCGCCAUCUGCCAACCUCUGCACUAUGAGAGAGUGAUAAACAGGAGAGCUUGUGUCCAAAUGGCAGCUGGUGUCUGGAUCAGUGUUUUUCUCUACUCUGCAUUCCACACUGGGAUCACAUUUGCAGUCUCCUUCUGUGGAGGCAAUAUGGUGGAUCAAUUCUUCUGUGAAAUCCCCCAGCUCCUCAAGCUCGCCUGCUCUGACACAUACCUCAGUGAAACUUGGGCUAUUGCCUUUAGUGUGUGCUUAGCUUCAAGUUGCUUUGUUUUAAUAAUUGUGUCAUAUGUUCACAUCUUUACCAUGGUGCUGAGAAUCCCCGCUGAGCAGGGCCGGCAUAAAGCCCUAUCCACCUGCCUUCCUCACCUCACUGUGGUGUCCUUGUUCUUUUGCACUGCUAACUUUGCCUACAGUCAUCCCACCUCCAGCUCAACCUCAACUCUGGAUCUCGUGGUGGCUGUUCUCUAUUCCGUGCUGCCAGCAGUGAUGAAUCCAGUCAUCUACAGCAUGAGGAACAAGGAGAUCAAAGCUGCAUUGAGGAAACUGAUAGCGUGGAUGUUAUCCACCAAAAAUAAACUGUCCAUUUUUUCCCUUUGGUUGUGAUUUCAUUCUGUGUUUCUUUAUAAAUGUAAUCCUCUGAUGACAUUAUCGACUCCAUGAGAACAUACUUUGUCAUUUGCUUAUGCAGAAAGGUGUAUUUAGACAGGUAAAAAUGUACACAAACACCACUCAAGUCAGUGGAGUUACUGUAGAUUUACACCAGUGUAAAUAAGAUCAGACUCUACCUAUCUAUCUAUCAUGUUUUUUGUACUGACACCCAUCAUCCGAGCACCUUCCACCUCAAAUGAAUAGCCAUAAUCAAGUCCCCAGUGGGCUUCAUGAAGUCUCUCUGUCUUCUUUCUUGGGGCAUAAACUCUGCUUGGGGUGCCAUGGCUUUUGGUUAAUUGUUUGCUUGUGUAACAGAGUGGGGUAUGAUGGUGUCAAACUGUUAACUCUGUUGUAGUGUGUGUGGAAAUAUUGGCAUGGUGACAGCACAAGUCUGGCCUGCCUCAAUGGCAGCCUGUUGUGCUGCUUUCCAGACAGCUGCCUUGCCUGGGAAAGGUGUUUGAUACCAUCAUAGGAGGACCUCAUUGAGAGCCAUCCAGGCGAGAGUCUGAGGCCAUCGAGUUUUGUUGUGUCUCGACUACUUGCCCUCCCACAGGCAAAAAAAUGAUUUUUCUAUACAGGGGGCCCACAGGAAUGAAUGUUGGAGAUGGAACUUCACUGUUUGAACCCAUGGCACAGUGACAGGGGCCUAUUUAAGAGUGCUAUUCUGCUCUAUGCAGAGAGGGGCCGACCAUGCCCACACGUAGGAAAGACUUGCAGGA